Messenger RNA from Tricharina praecox, 1216 nucleotides. RefSeq lists its product as uncharacterized. Lineage: Eukaryota; Fungi; Ascomycota; Pezizomycetes; Pezizales; Pyronemataceae. Gene Ontology annotation, molecular function: oxidoreductase activity, acting on the CH-OH group of donors, NAD or NADP as acceptor. Bases 209 to 1057 code for a protein of 282 amino acids. The record is from RefSeq and is a predicted model, not a curated record. The transcript has 3 exons.
GCCUAUUCACAGCGGGGAGAUGGGCGGCGACGACGAUGAUGAGCAUUGAUCCAUUGCUGGUGCGUGCUGGAGCGUAUGUAGCAAUGGCAGGAAUAAUCUCUGUCGAACGGGGUAUUUGAACCCCCCAUUGCCCGCUCGCCCUGCAAACCGCCGUACCUACCGAAGAAGCCAUUCCAAUUGCCAGAUCAAAAGCAACAACGAAACCAACAUGUCCACCGCCGCCGCCCUCUCCCUCGACGGAAAAUUCGCCAUCGUCACCGGUGCCUCGCGUGGAAUCGGCGCGGCAGUAGCCCACAACCUGGCCAGCAAGGGGUGUUCGCUGCUGCUAAACCACAGCUCUCCCACCUCUCUCGCGGCAAUAAAAGAAGUACACAGCAGCCUGGCACGCCAAUACCCAUCCGUGUCCGUCUCCAUCAUCUGUGCGGACCUUGGGAGCGUCAGCGGUCCCUCAUCCGUGAUCGCUGCCGCCGGCGGCCGUCAAAUCGACAUAAUCAUCAACAACUCUGGCACGUCAGGGAACCACUACCUUGGUGCGGUAACGGCCGACGAGUUCACGCGGCAGUACGACGUCAAUGUCCGUGGUCCGCUGCUGCUGGUGCAGGCGGCCGUGAACUCCCUGCCGAAGGACCGCUCAGGCAGGAUUGUGAAUGUUAGCAGCAUCAGCGCGAGUAUGGGACUCAUGGCGCAGAGCGUCUAUGGUGGUACCAAGGCCGCCCUGGAGGCUAUGACGAGGACGUGGGCGAGGGAGCUCGCCGAGAGGGCCACCGUUAAUGCUAUCAAUCCCGGGCCGGUCGAUACUAGGAUGUACGGGACGACAUCUCCCGAGUUCCACGACCAGAUGCGGCCGCUGCUGCAGCUGACGCCGCUGGCACAGCUGAGCGCGGCCGAGAAGGCGGGCGUUUACAAGGACCGGGUGGACCUGUACGCGGGGACUGGAGGGCGCUGGGGAACGCCCGAGGAGGUGGCGGGGAUUGUCGGCAUGCUUUGUAGUGCCGAUGCGCAGUACUGUACCGGCCAGGUUGUGUGUGCCAAUGGAGGGAUGGUCAUGCUCAGAUAGAUAGAGUGGGAGAGAUGGGAGAGGGUUGUGUGCGUCAAGCAUAUGUGUUCAUCAGCUAGAUUUCGUGAUGAGCUGGUAUAUAUACCUAAAACAGUGGGAGAAAGUAAAAAUACAAGCAAAAGUAAAAGGGUUAUCCACUCGAGCCAAGUAAGAAGGAGA